Hippocampus comes (tiger tail seahorse) is the source of this 1390-nucleotide messenger RNA. RefSeq names its product prostate stem cell antigen-like. NCBI's taxonomy places the organism in Eukaryota, Metazoa, Chordata, Actinopteri, Syngnathiformes, Syngnathidae. The coding region runs from base 107 to 484 and encodes 125 amino acids. The transcript is spliced from 3 exons. The record is from RefSeq and is a predicted model, not a curated record.
AUGACACGGGUGGAAAUGUGAUGAAGUGGAUUUGUACCAACAGAAACCUAACACAUACACACGGCAGGUUGGACAGACUCACAUGAGGUGAGUCCGUGCGGUCAAGAUGCUGCUUGUCCUCGUCGUCCUCUCCCUAUUCUUCUCUCCGGUGCUGUUAUUGAGCUGCUACGUGUGCAGCUCUUCUCUCACUAAUGACGAGUGCAAUUCAAGCACACAGGAAUGUCAAGCACCUCUGGACACUUGCAUGACAGUCGUGGACACUUUAGGUCACAUGAAGGCCAUCGUGAAGCAGUGUGCCAGCAGGGCCACGUGCAACGGAGCAGCGUCUACCGCUUUUGUGGACUCUGAUGGAAACGGGAACGCAGUCAGCUGUUGCAACAGUUACAACUUGUGUAACUUUAGCGGAGGAGAGGUCAUUCACGCCCAAAAACUUGUUUCUUUGCUGCUGCUGGUGUCUGCAGGCACAAUACUGUGGUCAUACUGAGGUCAAGUCACACCGACGUUCGACCGGGAUACUCUGGUUUACAGAUUUUCACGGAACAACACUUGAUAUUUGUGUGAAAAUGGUUUUAGGCUUUAAAAAAAAAAAAAAAUGAAUGCGAUGAAAAUCAGUUGGUACAAAGGCAACUGAGCGUUCUGUAUGACAACAGUUACUCUGCUGCACAAGCUACUACAUUCCAUGCCAUUGAUAGCCUCAAAAUGUUGAAUACCGAGUAUGCCCUUUAUUAUGCAAUGUUGUUUAAUUUUAAUGUAUUUAAAUAUAAUGGUAACAAUGUACACUAUGUGGGGGGAAAAUAACUGGCCUGAUGGUGUAAGUUUGAUGUUCAAUAUCCAUGUUGGGGUCAGGGCUCUUCUACAUCAAACCUAUACAACCAUUUUUUUUUUUUUUUUUUAAGUGCUAGUGCUCGCACGGGUUCCUUAUAAAUGGAUUCUUGUUGUUGCAGUCCAAUGAAAAGCAUUUGUUUGUUGCUUUUGGAUAAAAAGCGAACACACAACCUAAUUUGGAAACACAUGCUUUUCCAGGGGACAGCAACGUAUGUGUAACAUAGCUUUGACAAUACCUCAUUUUAUUGAGUUGAUUUUAAAUACGGGAAUAACAACAUGCUUUAAUUCCAUGUUCUUUUAAGAGUACGGUAGAAAAAGUAAUUUGGGCACUAGCUGUCAAUGUAUUUUUUGCAAGAGGCUCAACUGAGUAAAACUUCAAAGUUGUUAUUAGCGAAAUGGGACACACCAUUUCCACUUCUGCAUGAUUUUUAUUUCAUUGUUUUUCCUGCUAUUUAACAAGAAGGCAGACAAAAUAAAAAACAGUGUUUACUCGUACGACUUCUGUACAAUUGACCAGUGAUGCACACCAGUACACUUUUACAAUAUACCAACAUGAGCAGAUUUA